AUGGACAAGAAAUCAGCAGAAUCAAGCAAACAGCAACCUCAGCCCCAAACCCGCCGCUGUUUGGCUCGCUAUCGCAUAUGGACUCUUCUUGCGGCCUUUUUAGCCCUGGCUGUCUUUUUCAAAAUAGACCGUAAUCCGUCAAAUGACUAUGCUGUGUGCUCAGAGUCCAAUAAAAUAUACACCGUUGAUGCCCUUCAGCCAAGGGUGCAAUGUGUCGUAGUUCGUGACUCGCGCGUUCUGGACGUUGGAGAUCUGGGUACGACCUCAAAAACUCUACUUGCUACCCCCGCAUUGAAAACAAUACACCUCAGCCCCGGUGCCAUCAUCGUGCCCGGACUGGCAGAUGCACAUGCUCACAUACUGCAAUACGGCUUCAAAAUGAACCUCAACUUGGAUGGAUGUGUGUCCGUAGACGAAAUUCUGGCGCGCUUGAAAGCUUACGUCGUAACUCACCCAGAAGUACUGAAUGACCCUUCUCGUUGGAUACAAGGUAUGGGCUGGGAUCAGACAAAAUGGCCCGGUGCAAAAUAUCCGACGGCGGAUCACUUUGACAAGGAACCAUUGCUUCGCGGACGGUUUAUAUCAUUGGCUCGCGUCGAUGUCCACGCCUUGUGGGUCUCAAACCGCGUAAUGCAACAUAUCGGAACUAUCCCCGAGGAAAUAGAAGGUGGAGCAAUCAUUCGUGGUUCCCGCGGGAAGCCAACAGGUAUAUUCGUCGAUAAUGCCAUGUCCCUCAUCCGCACUCCUUCUUGGUCGGAGAGCCAAAUGGCUGAAUACUUCAACAGGACGGUCACAGAUGGACUCUCAUACGGCUUGACCUCUGUGCAUGAUGCCGCUACGGAACCAGAAAUGAUCGAGUUUUUCACAAAGCAAGUGGACUGCAAUAUCGAUACACGCUUAUUGCGGGGACUGCGCCUCUAUCUUAUGGGAAACGUGCUCUCGGAUGUCUACUGGGGUUCUCAGAUACCCCGCCUUCUUGACUACGGUAAAGGCGGUCGCCUGAACUUGCGCAGCUUCUGGGAAGAUCAAUGGCAAGUGAAUAUACACUGCAUAGGCGACCGCGCAAAUAAAGUAGUGCUUGAUAUAUUCGAAGAGCUAUCGCAAAGCGGGAAUACGUCGAUGAUCUCUGACCGCAGACCAAGGAUAGAACACGCGCAAAUAAUGACUCUAGACGACCUCGUGCGCGUGGGGUCCCUCGGUGUGAUACCCAGCGUCCAGCCCACGCAUGCCACAAGCGAUAUGUGGUAUGCAGAGCAGCGCUUGGGACCCGAAAGAAUCAAGGGAGCCUACGCUUAUCGUACUCUACUCGAGUCAUCUCAGAAUCAGGUCCUCCCACUGGGAUCGGAUUUCCCCGUGGAGGGCAUCAACCCCUUACUGGGCUUCUAUGCAGCAGUGACACGCUUGUCUGAGAGCGGGGAAUCACCGCACGGCGCAGGUGGAUGGUACCCAGGGGAGCGCCUCACGCGGGAGCAAGCGCUCAAAGGCAUGACCCUCGACGCCGCUUACGCCGCCUUUGCAGAAGACGGCAUCGGCUCGCUGGAGGUUGGGAAGAGGGCGGACUUUGUGGUGUUGAGUCGUGAUAUUAUGACCGUACGAGAGUCGGAGAUUUUGAAGGCCGAGGUGUUGGCAACUGUGAUCGACGGAAGGGUGGUAUAUGGUUCAUUAUAAUCUGACAUCUCCAAAAUUUGCUGCAUUUACCCCAAGAAUACCAUCGAUCUUUAGUAGACUAUUCUCACCCGAGCCCAUAUCCAUCUAUUCAGUCCACUGGAAAUGUUAUUGUAAGCUAGUUAAGCUGACGGUAGUAUUAGCCUAAAACCGCUAUCGAACACGAGAAGCCGAGAGAGCAUAUUGUUACAUAUUCAGGUAUAAAACAAAGAAAGAAAGCCUACUACCCAAGGAACGAAUAAUGUAUUACGAUAAAUAGUAUGAACUGAUAUCUGUCCGCUUUGCCAACUAUAAACCCGAGCUUUCUAAACCUGCCUUGCUCACACGACGCAGUGGUUGCAGCGUAGCUUCAUCCACAGGGGCUCGCCGUAAAUGUCGAUAUCGCCCUGUCGAGUCCUUGAUUUCCAUCUCCUGGCCCGCACCGCCAACCCUUCCGUCCGAUGGUCCGCCUUCUAAAGCCGGUGUAGUGAACACGGGAGGUAGACUUUCUCUUAUGUGUCCCGGCCGACGGUUUCCAGCGGCCAUGGUGUAAUUUCCGUGAGUGUCUCCAUCGCGGCUAGCAUCAUGUUCCCCGCCCGCUGAUGUCGGUUGCACCACACCCACUGACUUACCGCCAAGCUCCUGUUCUUCAAAGGUCAUGAGCUCUGAAACGAACCCGAUAUUUGGGGAAAUGCCCUUGCGGCGCUCCGUUACGAAAGAAUAGGCACGGGAAAGCGUCCAGUGAUUGGCAUGGAUGA
Messenger RNA from Serpula lacrymans var. lacrymans S7.9, 2402 nucleotides. RefSeq lists its product as uncharacterized. Gene Ontology annotation, molecular function: hydrolase activity, acting on carbon-nitrogen (but not peptide) bonds. The record is from RefSeq and is a predicted model, not a curated record. Bases 1 to 1668 code for a protein of 555 amino acids. The transcript has 14 exons. NCBI's taxonomy places the organism in Eukaryota, Fungi, Basidiomycota, Agaricomycetes, Boletales, Serpulaceae.